AUGCCCGGACUCCCCGACGCACGGUGGGGACACGACACUGGGACCACCAGCAGUGACCCCCCCCUCCCCUCCCCUCCCCCAUCCUUGUGUCUUGCAGCCACUCAGACUGACCACGAUGUCCUUGGUAUUAGUGGAGAAGAGGAGGACCAAUAUACAUGCAAAGGGGAGAGGAGACUGGAGGCGCAGGGGUGGUGGGCAGCGAUUCAGCGAGCAGGGAGUUCGGGCGACACUCUCAGCGACCAACAGCUCUCUCGGAGGAUUGACACGCCGGUACUAGUGGAGCGCUGUGUGGCCUACGUCACCCAGUAUGGCCUGACGUCAGAGGGCAUCUACAGGAAGAGCGGGCAGAAGUCAAAGACCACGCACCUGCUGGAGCAGUUUGUGAAGGACGCGCGUGCGGUGAAGCUGAGGGAGGAGGACCACCAGGUGGAUGACGUGUCCAACACCCUCAAACGCUUCUUCAGGGAGAGCAUCGGCGAGAGUCUCUUCACGCACGGGGCCUACCAGGACUGGCUGCAGACCUCGACGAUCACUGAAGAUUGGCCGAAGAUCACGGAGUAUCAGAAACUCUUUGCCAACCUGCCGCGUGUCAACCGAGCCACCCUGAAAGCCCUCAUCAACCACCUGUACUGUGUCCAGAAGGUUUCGGACAAGAACCAGAUGACCACUCACAACCUGGCCAUCGUGUUCGGCCCCACCCUCUUCCAGACGGACGGACAGGACAGUAAGGCGGGCCGAGUGGUCGCAGACCUGGUGAAUCACUUUGUGCCCAUCUUCAACGUGGAUGAGCAGCAGCUGAAGAAGCAGCUCGAUGAGAUCGUCAGUAUCAUUAAAAUACGAGAUGCCUGUCUCAUGCAGUCCAGUCAGAACGCCGGGGACUUCAUCUGCACCGUGUACCUGGAGGAGAAAAAGGCCGACUGUGAGCUGAGCCUAAAGGUACCAGCCACGAUGACAGCCCAGGAGCUGACCAACGAUGUCCUGUACCUGCGUAAGUUGGUGACGAAGGAACGGGACAACUGGUGCUGCUUCGAGGUGAUCGACAAGGAGGAGAUGGAGCGGCCUCUGCACCACACAGAGAAGGUGCUGCCCAUCCUGCACGCACUCGCCACCGACAGCUACGUGGUGGUGAAGAGGAACACCGCACUCGACAACAUGCUGAUGUACCUGGGCAGUAAAGUUGCGGACCAGAAGCACGGCAGGGUGAAGUUCCGUGAGGAGAGGAAGCUGGGCCUGGGGACGGGCAGCUUCAGUGACCGCUACUUCAUGCUGACCAACCAAACCCUACGCCUCUUCAAAGAAGUCAGGAGUAACAAACCGGACAAGGAGUGGCCCGUGAAGAGUCUGAAGAUCUACCUUGGGGUGAAGAGGAAACUCAAGCCACCAACAUGCUGGGGGUUCACGGUUAUUUAUGAGAACAAAGAUCGGCACGAGAAGCAACAUUGGUACAUGUGCUGUGACACACAGAUGGAGCAGAGGGAAUGGUUCGCAACCUUCCUCUACGUGCAGAAUGACGGCACCAUCUGGCCAUCUGGCGCCUCUUGCUGCCGAUCCUCCCGCCAACCCUCAGAGUCGCGGUUCGGUAACGUCUCGCUCAUUCCUCUCCGCGGAAACGCCAACGAGAUGAGGAACAGCGUGGCUGCCUUCACCUCCGCCCCCGUGUCCCAGGAGGAACGCAGGAAUCUCGAAGCAGAACGGCCGAACAGAGAGGAGGAUGAAGAAGGAGGUGUGGAACCUUGAGCCGUGGAACCACCAGAGAACUGACACUGGAGGAGAGAGAGGGGAGAGAGCGGAAGGUGCGGGGGCCGAUCAACAAGGAGCAAGACCCCCCCCCACUGUUAUUUAAAAGAUUUUCCAUUGUAGCAUAGAGGACGUCUAACGUGACCUGUACAUAUUAUGUUUUCCCCAUCGCCAUGAGUUUAUUUAAUUCUGUCCAGGCCUCGAUAGUCUGUAAAAUUGCUGGGUUGUGUGAAUAGAACGAGAGCAAAGCAAA
Leucoraja erinaceus (little skate) is the source of this 1990-nucleotide messenger RNA. RefSeq names its product arf-GAP with Rho-GAP domain, ANK repeat and PH domain-containing protein 1-like. Gene Ontology annotation, biological process: signal transduction. Lineage: Eukaryota; Metazoa; Chordata; Chondrichthyes; Rajiformes; Rajidae. The record is from RefSeq and is a predicted model, not a curated record.